Messenger RNA from Mycetomoellerius zeteki, 1122 nucleotides. RefSeq lists its product as uncharacterized. The transcript has 8 exons. Bases 143 to 1000 code for a protein of 285 amino acids. NCBI's taxonomy places the organism in Eukaryota, Metazoa, Arthropoda, Insecta, Hymenoptera, Formicidae. The record is from RefSeq and is a predicted model, not a curated record.
GUACUAGUCAUAGCAAGAACAUCGCAAGGCACGUCCAUUCACGAUCUUCCUGUCAACUUCUGGAUUUCUACGUCCAAAAGAGAGUGAAAGGCAUAUCAAUUAACGAUUUGAUUUUCUACAUAGUCCGAUAAAAGUUAUAAUUAUGGGCUUCUUCAACGUCACUAUACCUCCAAAAGAUAGUCUCUGCUACGUGGUCUGCGAGAUCAAGAAGUCUGAAAACGAUCAGUACUCCACAUAUUUCAGGGUCAGGCUUAAUUGUAGGAAAUUACUUGAAACAACUCCUCAAGCGAUGGCUGUUCCGACAGAUAAUGGUGGUCUGUACGUUAUCGUAACAAAGGAAUUUUUGGAAAACGAUACCUUCUGGGAAAAUUGCAACACCCUCGAUAUACAGAUAAUAAAUCUACGCUACUUGUUGCCGAAUGACAUUUACGAGAAGUGUCUACUUUACACCAUCGAAUAUAGGCUGGCACCUCAUUGGAACAAGGUCGAGUCAUACCUCGUUGAGGGACAAGAUUUUCUUAGCUCGUCGGGAAGUGUCAAUGCGAUCAAGUUGAAAAUCAAUGAUAUUCGCGAUAAUAGCGCUCAAUUUUGUGUGACGGCUGUAAAUCUCAAAAUUCCAUUCCUAAGAUUAAGUAACCAACGUGCAACGACUUCAUCAGUAUAUGUUCUGCCAAAGACGACAUGGGCAACCGUGUUGAGCCAAUCGGAAGAAAUUGCGGAAAACCAAUCGGAAAACCAUUUCAGAGAUUACGAGGAUUUGCGCGCAUAUUGGAAAAAUAUGCAUGGCUACAUAUUGCCAGAACACGAGGAAGGACUCUUAUAUUACAUUGUCGAAUUCUACUCUGGGUCGUCCAUUCUCUUAUAUCCUGAAACAUGCUUAAUAUCAAAUGGAAUAUGUUGGUCUGUGAUGGAUAUAGAUCCUAAAAUUUACAAUAGAUUUAGAGAAGGCUUAAUGAAAAUAGUAUUAUGCGGACAGCAGUUGGAUGUACGCACGGAAUAGAAACUCGAAAAAGUGGCCAAAACUCAGCUAUUUUAUAUUAAUAAAGUCUCUUAUCGCUAUCUACACAUAUUAAAGUAGUUAAAAUAAAAAUUCAUGUUAUAAAUAUUAAUUACAGAUUGAAA